Molecule: messenger RNA, 1535 nt
Organism: Rattus rattus (black rat)
Lineage: Eukaryota; Metazoa; Chordata; Mammalia; Rodentia; Muridae
Gene: Arl6
Product: ADP ribosylation factor like GTPase 6
Exons: 9
Coding region: 470-1051 (193 amino acids)
Biological process (GO): intracellular protein transport; protein localization to cilium; cilium assembly
Cellular component (GO): axoneme; cytoplasm
Molecular function (GO): GTPase activity; GTP binding
Source: RefSeq, a predicted model, not a curated record
GCAAAGGUGCUUCCCCUCCAUUCCCAGCUCAUUGGCGGCCUCCCAUGCCUUCUGUGAUCACACUCUCUGAUAGUUAUCCUGCGGGAAUCAGACCAUUUUUUUUUAACCCAGAGCUCUUCAGCCGCAGGAAGGAGAACACGUCGGCGGACACCUAAAAUGCCUGAGUAGGCGUGGCUUUAGGACCGGAAGAAGCUCCCGUUGCCAAGGGAACGCCGCGCGCUGUGGCGCCUGCUCAGCCACUGAUGCUCCCAUCCCGAGUGAACCCGCCGGUAACCCCAACUUGUAGAAGAGGCUGUGCUUGGAGCAGAGUAACCUUCCUACGAAGGCAUAGAGAGGAAGGCUGAGGUUCCUGGGGAAGAUCCCAUCGCGGAGACGGGUGCAAGAGUGCGUCCCUUCCUGUCCUUGUCAGCCCUAUUGCCUCUGGAUCGGCGUCAAAGAUCAGUUGCUGUUUAAAUAUUUAAGCCACAAUAUGGGAUUGCUGGACAGACUUUCAGGUUUACUUGGCCUGAAGAAGAAGGAGGUUCAUGUUUUAUGCCUCGGGCUGGAUAAUAGUGGGAAAACAACAAUCAUUAACAAACUGAAACCCUCAAAUGCUCAAGUUCAAGAUAUAGUUCCAACCAUAGGAUUUAGCAUAGAGAAAUUCAAAUCGUCCAGUUUGUCUUUUACAGUGUUUGACAUGUCAGGUCAAGGAAGGUACAGGAAUCUCUGGGAACACUAUUAUAAAGAUGGACAAGCCAUUAUCUUUGUCGUUGACAGUAGUGAUAAAUUAAGAAUGGUUGUGGCCAAAGAAGAGCUUGAUACCCUUCUAAAUCACCCAGAUAUUAAGCACCGUCGAAUUCCAAUCUUGUUCUUUGCAAACAAAAUGGAUCUUAGAGACGCAGUGACUUCUGUGAAAGUGUCUCAGCUGCUGUGUUUAGAGAACAUUAAAGAUAAGCCGUGGCAUAUUUGUGCUAGUGAUGCCCUCAAAGGAGAAGGACUGCAGGAAGGCGUGGACUGGCUUCAAGAAAAAACAGUACAAUCAGAUCCAAGCUGUGAAGACGUGAGAAGAUAGUCCCUGGAGACCUCAGCGAUGCUCAAUUAAUGGUAUCUAUGUAAGGCAUACUGAAUAAUCUCAAAUUUAUUUUAAAAGAUAUAUGCGACUAAGAAUAUUUUUACAACAUUCUGCUUGCUUUUGUGGACUCUGGAAGAACAUUUUAAGGACUUUAGGACUUGAGACAUUAUUAAUCUGGCCAUUAACUGUACAAAAUCUAAGAUUUCUUAGGAACUCCCUAGUUACCAGCUUCUUGUAAAAGUCUACACAUUGUUAUAAUCAAAAUGUGUAAAUACCACUUGUAAGCCAUCUCGAUAUCCUGUCAUGACUUAUAUCUUUAAUGUAUUUUUAUUUUUAAUUGUCUUCUAAAAGUUUAGUUUGUUGUAUUACUUUGAAGUGCAAAUUGUGUUAGGGAAACAGCCUUAAAGAUUUAUAAGGGAUCACAAGUAAUUAGUCUGUAUGUAAUUUUUAUUGUCACUAUCAAUAAAAAAAUGAAAUAUACCAA